Talpa occidentalis (Iberian mole) is the source of this 2452-nucleotide messenger RNA. RefSeq names its product motilin receptor (gene MLNR). Gene Ontology annotation, biological process: G protein-coupled receptor signaling pathway. Bases 1 to 1263 code for a protein of 420 amino acids. The transcript is spliced from 2 exons. Gene Ontology annotation, cellular component: plasma membrane. NCBI's taxonomy places the organism in Eukaryota, Metazoa, Chordata, Mammalia, Eulipotyphla, Talpidae. Gene Ontology annotation, molecular function: G protein-coupled peptide receptor activity. The record is from RefSeq and is a predicted model, not a curated record.
AUGGACAGCCCCGGGAACAGCAGCUCCGGAGCGGAGGAACCCCCGUGGGCCUCCCCGCUGCCCUGCGACGAGCGCCGCUGCUCGUCCUUCCCCCUGGGGGCCCUGGUUCCAGUCACCGCCGUGUGCCUGGGUCUGUUUGCCGUCGGGGUGAGCGGCAACGUGGUGACGGUGUUGCUGAUCUGGCGCUACCAGGACAUGCGGACCACGACCAACUUGUACCUGGGCAGCAUGGCCAUGUCCGACCUGCUCAUCCUGCUCGGGCUCCCCUUCGAUCUGUACCGCCUGUGGCGGUCGCGGCCCUGGGUGUUCGGACCUCUGCUCUGCCGCCUGUCGCUCUACCUGGGCGAAGGCUGCACCUACGCCACGCUGCUGCACAUGACGGCUCUCAGCGUCGAGCGCUACCUCGCCGUCUGCCGCCCGCUCCGCGCCCGCGUCCUGGUCACCCGGCGCCGAGUGCGCGCGCUCAUCGCCGCGCUCUGGGCCACCGCGCUGCUCUCCUCGGCGCCCUUCCUCUUCCUGGUGGGGGUCGAGCAGGACUCGAGCUUUGACUGGGUCCUGGGCCUUAACGGCACCCUGCAACUCACCCCGUCGCCCCUCUGGUCCUCGCCCGCGCCCCGGCUGCCCCCUCCGUCGGGGCCAGAGGCCGCCGAGGCUGCGGCGCUCUUCAGCCGCGAGUGCCGGCCGAGCCAGGCGCAGCUGGGGGCGCUGCGCGCCAUGCUGUGGGUCACCACCGCCUACUUCUUCCUGCCCUUCCUGUGCCUCAGCGUCCUCUACGGGCUCAUCGGGCGGGAGCUGUGGAGGAGCCCGGGGCCGCUGCAAGGUCCGGCUGCCUCCGGGAGGGAGAAGGGCCACAGGCAGACCGUCCGCGUGCUGUUGGUAGUGGUUCUGGCAUUUAUAGUUUGUUGGUUGCCUUUCCACGUUGGCAGAAUCAUAUACAUAAAUACAAAAGAUUCCCGGAUGAUGUACUUCUCUCAGUACUUUAACAUUGUUGCCUUGCAACUUUUCUAUCUGAGUGCCUCUAUCAACCCAAUUCUCUACAACCUGAUUUCAAAGAAGUACAGAGCAGCAGCCUGGAAACUUCUGGGGGCCAGACUGUCCAGACACAGGGGCCUCUGCAGCAGCAAGGACAUAGAUGAGGACCCUGGAGGAGACACAGCUGGCUGUACCGAGACCAGCUCUAAUGCAAAGACAUUGGCCAUCAGCGCGGCUAAGCCAGUCACCUCCUCUCACAGGCCUGGGACUUCAGAGAGCACAGAUCUGUAGGGAAAUAAGGACCAACAGGUGAAAGUAAUGUUGUUAAGCAAGGAAAGAGUGGUUGGCGUUUUGCAAGCUGGUCAGCAACUUUGUCAGCAAAAUUUUUUUUAAACUAAGAUGUGAAAUGUAACUUCCCCAUCCUUUCUAAGUUUUCCUUUUAUGUGCCUCCCUAGGGAUAUUCCUUUUAGCCUAAUGAAAUUCUACAUCACAAAAAGUACUCUGGGGAGGUUUUAGAAAUCUUCAUUCUCCUAGUGUUUGGAAAUAUGAUUGUUUUACAGUCGAUAAGUGAUAGAGAUGCUGACAUAAAAAUUGUCACUUCUGAGAUUAGGGGUGUAUUUUGUUUUAUAUUUUGAAUGUAAGUAGAAUGUUGCAUAUACAAAGAACCCUGAAUGAUGAGAAUUUUGAUUCAAGAAAUUAUGCAAUGCCUUUACAUAUGGCAGUAAAAAAAAUGGAAGGGAAAGGAAUUUUGGGGAGACUCCUGUGCUCAGGAGUCACACCUCUCUCCUAGCUCAGAGCGAAUCAUAAAAUUUAGGCACAAUAUAUCUUUCAGAAUUUCUUUGCAUAAACAACUGUGUUACAACGAAUUUCUUCACAAGCCCAUCCAAAGGGUGGUGCCACUGGCCAUGAGGUGCCAUUGGCCAUGAGGUAGCAACCUGGGCAGAGAGCUGCUGCAGGAAUUAGCUUCCUGACAAAGUGACACUAAUGACAUUGAUAAAGCACUUUAAUGUGACUUAUUCACCUCCACUGACAUCCCAGACAGAAACUGGUGAGUCCAUGUCUGAACUCCAGCUUCUCAGAUCCUUACCCACUCCCACCCACUCCAACUGAAAAUCACAAGUCAGUGAAUUUAGUCCAGGGAAAGAGAAAGGGUUGGCAGUUCUGACCAACAACUCUAUUUUGUUUUUUUUUAGUUUAAAACAUAAACCAAACUUAGUUUUUAGAGGGCUGCUGCUGCCUGGGCUAACUCCAAAGGGCUUCAUUCAAAACAUCCCUCUGUGUGAAUGGCACCCCCUUAAGGUGGGCACGAUAUAACUGACUCAGCUAAAAAUAUAAAUGUUGAAUACAUCAAUAUUGAGGGUCUACUCAACAUGCUAAUAAAGCCCCAUUCUUUUUCAUUUGCUUAACCAAAUGUAGCGGGGUCUCCAAGGUUCCUUGAAGCUUCCAAACCUCUCCCUGGCCCUGCCCUCAACUGGUACAG